AGCAGAGAGCACCCAGUGUCCUCCGGUCCUCCCGCUGAGUCCCACCUCCAGCCCUCCACCCUGACAUCAGCUUUCUUUUUCUCUAGAUACUUCCCUCAGCCACUGAGCUCCUCCCCUUGAGUAAGUGCCAAAUAGCAGUGGUUUCUGUUUCCUAGCUGAGCUCCGCCCUGUGCAGAGUUCUGUCUUCCAUCGAGUGAGGAAGAGAGAGCAUUGGGUCCCCUGAGAUAGAAGAGAUGGCUCUCUUCAGUGCCCAGCCUCCGUACAUUAACCCGAUCAUCCCCUUUACUGGACUAAUCCAAGGAGGGCUGCAGGAGGGACUUCAGGUGACCCUCCAGGGGACUACCAAGAGUUUUGCACAAAGGAUUGUGGUGAACUUUCAGAACAGCUUCAAUGGAAAUGACAUUGCCUUCCACUUCAAUCCCCGGUUUGAGGAAGGAGGGUAUGUGGUUUGCAACACGAAGCAGAACGGACAGUGGGGGCCUGAGGAGAGAAAGAUGCAGAUGCCCUUCCAGAAGGGGAUGCCCUUUGAACUUUGCUUCCUGGUGCAGAGGUCAGAGUUCAAGGUGAUGGUGAACAAGAAAUUCUUUGUGCAGUACCAACACCGCGUACCCUACCACCUUGUGGACACCAUCGCUGUCUCCGGCUGCUUGAAGCUGUCCUUUAUCACCUUCCAGAACUCUGCAGCCCCUGUCCAGCCUGUCUUCUCCACAGUGCAGUUCUCUCAGCCAGUCCAGUUCCCACGGACCCCUAAGGGGCGCAAACAGAAAACUCAGGACUUUCGUCCUGCCCACCAGGCACCCGUGGCUCAAACUACCAUCCAUAUGGUUCACAGCACCCCUGGACAGAUGUUCUCUACUCCUGGAAUCCCUCCUAUGGUGUACCCCACCCCAGCCUAUACCAUACCUUUCUACACCCCCAUCCCAAAUGGGCUUUACCCGUCCAAGUCCAUCAUGAUAUCAGGCAAUGUCUUGCCAGAUGCUACGAGGUUCCAUAUCAACCUUCGCUGUGGAGGUGACAUUGCUUUCCACCUGAACCCCCGUUUCAAUGAGAAUGCUGUUGUCCGAAACACUCAGAUCAACAACUCCUGGGGGCAGGAAGAGCGAAGUCUGCUUGGGAGGAUGCCCUUCAGUCGAGGCCAGAGCUUCUUGGUGUGGAUCUUAUGUGAAGGUCACUGCUUCAAGGUGGCUGUGAAUGGUCAACACAUGUGUGAAUACUACCACCGCCUGAAGAACUUGCACGAUAUCAACACUCUAGAAGUGGCGGGUGAUAUCCAGCUGACCCACGUGCAGACAUAAGCAAGCUCUCUGGCCUAGGGAUAAGGGCUGGGGCACCCUGCCUAUGUCUUGUCAUCUCUCCCCUGUCUCAGCCCUGGCACCAUCAAAAGAGAUCAUCACUUACAGGAAUUCCAGGAAGGUGAAAUUCCCAAUUGACUCCCCUGCACAAAGGGGGUGUCCUGGGCUGUGUGGCACAUGGCUGUCAGUCCAUAGUCUGAGCCAUUGCCCCCAAGCUAGCUACAUACUGAGGGAAGUGACCCUCCUGGGUUUGCUCGGAUCUCUGAUCUUUCCCCCCUCUGUGGCUCUUUUCCUUCACCCCUUCAUCCCACUGGCCUUCAACUGACCCACAAUGUCUUGCCCAGUAUCCAUAAAAUAAAGAAAUAAUAUUGCUUGUCUACACA
Molecule: messenger RNA, 1675 nt
Organism: Mus caroli (Ryukyu mouse)
Lineage: Eukaryota; Metazoa; Chordata; Mammalia; Rodentia; Muridae
Gene: Lgals9
Product: galectin 9
Biological process (GO): negative regulation of CD4-positive, alpha-beta T cell proliferation; positive regulation of gene expression; negative regulation of type II interferon production
Cellular component (GO): nucleus; cytosol
Molecular function (GO): carbohydrate binding; galactoside binding
Source: RefSeq, a predicted model, not a curated record